Cladophialophora immunda is the source of this 2271-nucleotide messenger RNA. RefSeq lists its product as uncharacterized. Gene Ontology annotation, cellular component: ubiquitin ligase complex. Gene Ontology annotation, biological process: proteasome-mediated ubiquitin-dependent protein catabolic process; protein linear polyubiquitination. NCBI's taxonomy places the organism in Eukaryota, Fungi, Ascomycota, Eurotiomycetes, Chaetothyriales, Herpotrichiellaceae. Bases 1 to 2271 code for a protein of 756 amino acids. The record is from RefSeq and is a predicted model, not a curated record. The transcript has 2 exons. Gene Ontology annotation, molecular function: ubiquitin binding; zinc ion binding; ubiquitin-protein transferase activity.
AUGGUGCCCUGCAGGUUCUUCGCGAGAGGCAACUGUGCUCGAGGUUCAGAAUGCCGCUUCGACCAUUCUCAAUCUCUUCGGCGUCAUCACGAGCCUGGUACCCGUACUUCUCUGCGCGCCGACGCUCCAGAGUUCCAGGUCACUUCGUCUCCUAAACCUGUUUGUAAAUUCUACAACCGGGGGACGUGUCGGAACGGCUCUGAAUGCCCCUACCUCCAUCCUGCGCACUCGCACAGUUCUGUGAACCGGGCGGCUAGCCGAGCUGAGACACAGGUUCUGCCAUUGGCGAGAGAUCCGCUUCCUGUGGAGCGGUUCCUCAAAGGCGUCCGCGUCCGCUUUGGCGAAGGUUCCCAGAUCCUCGAUGUCAAGUUCCCGUCAGACGAACCCGGAGUCCAUGGAAACCCCCCUAUCACGAAAGUUCAAGUCUCGACGGUAUUCUGUUCAUGGUAUAAUCCUUCGAGGAUUGUAUGGUUGCACUACCGCAGCAGCCUAUGGGCGACGAACGCCAGCAAGAGAUUCGAGAAAAGGCUUCAUGGUCGUCAGAUUAGGGUCAAAAUACAACCUCCAUCCAGGCACCAUGGACGGCCGAAGUCGAUAUGGUCGCUGCAGCUAAACAAUGUCUUUGCUGAAACUACGAAAAAGGACCUACAGGAGCAUCUCAAAGGCGUUGAACCAGACGACAUCGUGUUCGGUGCAUUGACUUCACGAAAAACCCAACAAGAAGCUGUGGACUGGGUUAAAGCGCGCCUUACUGAGUCUGGACGCAAACUGCGAUCGUUCAACUUCGAGCCGAACACAACUGGUUCUCGCAUGAAGGCUUUCGCUUGCUUUGAUUCUCCAUCAGUCGCCCGAGCCGUGGUUGCCCUCGCGCAAGCCAACUUCCCAGACCUUGGCUCAAAAUUAUUUGUCGAAUUGGUCGCCGCUGUCUCAAUACCAGUCCUUCGCGAACUUCACUCCAUCCUCAAAGAUAAACUCGAGGAGCUCCAAGCACACAACAAGUACGAUGUCAGGAUUUCUGUAUACGACCACCGGGAGGUCAAGCUUGUCAUGCUGAGAAUCUACGGACCAAGGCCACAAGCUGUCGCGCAUGUCAAAACGAAACUCGGAGAAAUGUUGACGGGCACUGUUGUGCUCGACGAUUCUGGCUCAGCUUUGUGGCAUGACUUCUUUUCUACAGACGAAGGCUUAUCAUGCCUCAAAUCUGUCUCUCAAAAUGGUAAAGUCUUUGUUCAUAGAGACUUGCGGAAACAACAACUUCAGCUCUACGGCUUUGAGACUUUAUUUGAGGAUGCCCGCCGCGCGAUCAUCCAACGUCUCGCCUCCCACUCGUCAGUCCAUCUGAUUGCCCUAGAAGGUGAGCUCUUCGCAACGGCCCUGUCCGGGGGGUUUCGCCGUUUAGUGAGGAAAUUCGGCAAGCAGAAUGCAAAACUGGACGUCCUGCAGAAACCGCCGGCCAUAAUAUUUCGAGGUAGUCCUCGUGACUGCGAACUCGCCAGGUCCCUCAUUCUCGAACGCCAUCACCCAGAAGCGAAAUGCCCGCAAGCCAACAGUAGCCAGGAAUGUACCUGCUGCUUUUCGAGUGCCGACGAUCCUGUCAAGCUUGACUGCGGCCAUACCUACUGCCGUUGUUGCUUUGAUGGUCUAUGCGAAGAAGUGAAGCACAACAGGGUUCCAAUCGUGUGUUUCGGGGACCGCAGCGACUGCGGCCAAAUCGUCCCUUUGAAUGAGCUCAAGAAACUUCUCGAUCACCACCGAUUCGAAGCGGUCCUGGAGGCAUCAUUUGACGCCUACGUACGAUCCCAUCCAGAUAAGAUGCAAUAUUGUCCCACUCCGGAUUGUCCGACCAUCUAUAAGGUCUCUGACGCACCCGCCGUGUUCACAUGUGUUAAUUGCUUGACAUCCAUCUGCGUCAAAUGUCGACGACUGAGCCACGAUGGGCUCGGCUGUCAACAAGCCCACGACGAGAGCGCGGAAUCUCGUGAAACGGAGAGGUACAAAAGGGAAAACAACAUCAAAGACUGUCCGAAAUGCGCCACCGCAAUCUUCAAGGAGACGGGUUGUAAUCAUGUCGUGUGCCGGGGAUGUGAGAUACAUCUUUGCUGGGCGUGCCUGGAGAUGUUUGCCGUCGAGGACGAGUGCUAUCGUCAUUUGCAAACGGUGCACGGGACGUUCGGCGAUCUGGAUCCGGAGGCAUUGCAGAGGGCCGAGCUGGCACGCGUAGGCUGGGACCCGGACGUAGUAUUGGGACGGCUCUUGGGAGGGAGGUGGUGA